CUUUUAUUCCAUGAUCCAGAUGAGAUUGCUCACCAUAGACACCUCUUCCUUUGCCUUCUGCAGUCUUUAUGCAACAUCCUUCACGGUUUAAGACCCAGUCACUGCGGCACCAUGAAUUUUUCGUAGAUAAUUUCUCUGAGCUAGUUGAGGUCGUGGCCAUAAACAGAAGAACAGCCAUUUCACGUGCUUCAAACUUGCUCCUGACACGUCGCGUCAGUCCCAGCGGUGGAGAGCUUCAACAUUAAUAUCAUACUGGAACUUCGGCAAACAAGCAAUGGCGCCUCCGCUAUCCCCCAGGCCACUUCCUAGCAUCUUGCUCAUAUCCCUAAUACCAGUUGCUUCAUGGUUCGUUGUUCGUCCUCUACUAGACCCUGUUCCUCCAUUGCCAGCCCUAUGGGCAUCUGUUGGGUUCUCCAUAUUCGCAUUUGUUGCCGCACUUUACUUGGUUCCUGCACUUGGACCAACAUUCGUGAAAGCCAACUUGAAAGGGAAGGAUCUUUUGAAGGUCUACUCUGAUCCUAUACCAGAGAGUCAAGGCCUCGUCUGCGCAUCAAUAUAUAUCCUGCUAUUAAUCUUGUUUAUUCCUUUUCCAUUCUCCACUUCUAUUGCGAACCUUUCGGGCGGAGGAAGCAAGAUCGAAGGCUUGCUGGGCGCUGCGUCUCUACAUCAUGAGCUAUCCAUAUAUCUGUCAUCAUUGCUAUCGCUCUUGAUGGCAACUCUGUUGGGGUUCCUCGAUGAUGUGUUCGAUAUCCGAUGGAGGCAUAAACUGCCUAUCCCGCUUAUUGCUGCCAUACCACUCUUGAUGGUCUACUAUGCGGAAGGAGGGAAUACCCAUGUGGUAGUACCCAUUCCUCUUCGGCCAUUCCUUGGUCUUCUUGUUAACCUAGGUCCCCUGUAUUAUCUUUACAUGUCACUCCUUUCGACAUUCACCACUAACAGCAUCAAUAUUCUCGCUGGGAUCAAUGGCUCCGAAGUCAGCCAAGCCUUGAUCAUUGCAAUUUCGGUUAUUAUCAACGAUCUUUUGUACAUGCCCUGGCCAUUUGACUUCCGUAUACCUAUGCACCUUCUCGGCAACCAAAUAGAAGUCGAAGUUGGUGGCGCUUGGCAUGCUGGAAUGGCCUAUGGAAGUAGCGAACUUGUUGACAGACAUCUCUUCAGUCUGUACUUUAUGCUUCCUCUCGUGGGUGUAUGUCUUGGAUUUAUGUAUCAUAAUUGGUAUCCUGCGCGUGCGUUUCCUGGAGACACGCUCUGUUAUGUCACUGGAAUGGCAUUCUCCGUGGUCGGAAUACAGGCCCACUUCUCCAAGACCCUACUCCUCUUCUUUAUUCCUCAGAUUUUCAACUUUUUGCUCUCAUGCCCACAACUCUUUGGUAUCGUGCCCUGUCCUCGGCAUCGCGUUCCAAGAUUCGUCCCUGAUACCAAUUUACUGCAUCCCUCAAAAAUCGUCUUUGACGACAAACGGCCUCCUACGAAGCUCGCGUCUCUUACCCUUCGUAUACUUGCUACCCUCGGUCUCACAGAGCUGACCAUAAACCCAACAAACGGAGUUGUCCUUGAAGCCACCAAUUUAACUAUCCUCAAUUUCCUUCUCUUGCGUCUGGGUCCUAUGAAUGAGAAGAAGCUUGUUCAGGUACUUAUAUGUACUCAGAUUGCGGGUAGUGUUGUCGCCUUUACCAUACGCUACGGUUUAGCUGGCCUGGUCUAUGAUGGUGACAGACGGUGAUUGUGCAUAUGCUCUUUAUUGUCACGGGGCGC
This is a messenger RNA of Suillus bovinus, 1755 nucleotides long. Its product is annotated as glycosyl transferase family 4-domain-containing protein. Gene Ontology annotation, molecular function: UDP-N-acetylglucosamine-dolichyl-phosphate N-acetylglucosaminephosphotransferase activity. Bases 275 to 1723 code for a protein of 482 amino acids. Gene Ontology annotation, biological process: dolichol-linked oligosaccharide biosynthetic process; protein N-linked glycosylation. Lineage: Eukaryota; Fungi; Basidiomycota; Agaricomycetes; Boletales; Suillaceae. The transcript has 7 exons. The record is from RefSeq and is a predicted model, not a curated record. Gene Ontology annotation, cellular component: membrane.